AGUAGGAAAGAAACAGGUAGUUGAAAGCGUUUAAACUGUUUUUUUUUUCUCCAGAAUAAUAUAAACAAGACCGUUUCUUUUCCUAAAUAAUAGCCCUGCCUCCUUAAUUGUUUAACUAUUUGAAAAUGUUGCCACAAUUUCGCUUUCUUUGUGUCCGUUUUAUGAGAAGAAAAGCAUGUGGAUGCGCUGCACUAAAUUCGGUCUCUGUAAAUGCCUCUUAUUCAACAGUCAAUAAAGAAGAAGUGAAUAAAUUUACGAAAAAUGCUUCUACUUUCUGGUGGAAUGAUAAUCAAUCUUUGAUUUCCAUGAACUCAGUGAGAGUGCCCUUCAUUAGAGACGGUCUUCUUUUAAUGUCAAAAUAUUCACAUAAUUAUACGCACCCUUUAAAAGGUUUUAAGAUAAUAGACGUUGGCUGCGGCGGUGGUAUCUUGUCAGAGCCAUUAGCCAGAUUAGGUGCAAGUGUUACUGGGCUAGAUCCAGGUGCAGAAAAUAUUGAAGUUGCUGUUGAACAUGCCAGUAUCAAUGAAGAUGUCAAAGAUAAUGUAACGUAUAUUUGUGACUCUAUUGAAAAUAUUAGGGAGAGUCAUGCUGGAAUGUUUGAUGCUGUUGUGUGUAGUGAGGUGAUUGAACAUGUUGCUGAUGUUAAAACCUUUCUUGGAUGUUGUGUGGAUAUCACAAAGGAGGGUGGAUCUCUUUUUUUCACCACACCAAAUCGUACUGCAGCAUCUUACAUUACAAAUAUUCUUUUAGGGGAAUAUGUUUUACGGGUGUUACCGCCUGGCACUCAUGAUUGGAACAAAUUUAUCACUUCUUCGGAGUUGAGUGAUAUGCUUUUAUCACUCGAUUGUCGAAUAGUUUCAUCAGAAGGCUUCAUGUAUAAUCCUAUAACAAAAAGAUUUAGCUGGUCUGAUUUUUCUAUGCUGUAUGCCUUACAUGCCUGCAAAUAAACACAAACUUGAACCUUAUACUGUUAACCCUUUAGGGAAUUUCUGUAGUUCAGUAAAGUACCUUAAGAGGUUUCAGGUUGUUCUAUAUUUUCAAAAAGAAAAGUUUAUAUUUAUUUUGAAAUGUUCUUUAUUUAGUUUUAGAAAAUAGGAACUAUUUGAAUUUUUUUUUUUUUUUUUUUUUUUUUUUUUUUUUUUUUUUAACCUUUGGGUAAUGCAAAAUGUUUUAUUUGUGAUUUAUCAAAGCUAACUGUAUAAGUGAUUGUGAUUUCCCUGUGUAAGAAAACUAGCCCCCUUUAAUGUUAAAGUUUUUAAGUCGUCAUAAUGCUCAUAAAUAAAUAACCUUUUGACCUGCUGGCUAUUUGUUUUUUUAUUACAAGUUAAAUUGCAAUAAAACUUCAAUGUCAUCGUCA
Messenger RNA from Parasteatoda tepidariorum (common house spider), 1357 nucleotides. Its product is annotated as ubiquinone biosynthesis O-methyltransferase, mitochondrial. Gene Ontology annotation, cellular component: mitochondrion; U12-type spliceosomal complex. The record is from RefSeq and is a predicted model, not a curated record. Gene Ontology annotation, biological process: ubiquinone biosynthetic process. Gene Ontology annotation, molecular function: 3-demethylubiquinol 3-O-methyltransferase activity; polyprenyldihydroxybenzoate methyltransferase activity; metal ion binding. Lineage: Eukaryota; Metazoa; Arthropoda; Arachnida; Araneae; Theridiidae.